AUGCGAUCGGCAUUACUGCCGUUCCUCCUGCUCGGGGCCCUUUGUGCCGCCGACCAGCAGGUUCUGAGCCCCUCCUGCCGUGACCGUAACACCCUCAGUCUUGACCACGUCUUGCCGUCCACGGACAACAAGUCGGGUCGCAUCCGAUGCUGUCCCGAAGGCACCGAGUUCGAUGGGGAGGAGUGUGUCUUUGCAGUCCCCAAAUGUCCGGACGGGUUCAAGCGAGACGCAGAUCGGUGCAUUGCGAAUCGGCACCCGGACUGCGACCACGGAUACACCUAUAAAGACGGUUUCUGUGUGAGCCAGAAGCCCCCCAACUGCUCGGAUGGAACCAUCGUCCGCGGCGAUCACUGCGUGACCCAGGAUAAGCCUGGGUGUCCCGAGGGCUACGAGUUGCAAGGCAAUAUCUGCGCCUCUCAGACGCCUCCUCGCUGUGAGGACGGGGAGCAUUUCAACGGAUGGUCUUGCGCGAGCGAUCGUCCCCCUCAGUGUCCAAAUGAUGCCACCUUGGAUGGCGGGGUGUGCGUCCAGAACGCCCCUCCCAAGUGUCAGCCGGGAACCGAGUACGACAACCGUCGUGGCCACUGCGUGGCGACCCAGGGACCCGACUGUCUCGAUGGCAUCUUCAAGGAUGGCCACUGUGUCUCCAUGCAGGGCCCGGGCUGCGACCAAGGCACCUACAACCCCACCACCCAGACCUGUGACUGGACGGUCAAACCCGGGGAGUGUCCCCGGGGGACUCAUCUGGAUGGUGACCGCUGCGUGUUUGACCAGGGCCCCGAGUGUCUAAGCAAGGACACUGAAGUUUCCCGGUCCCCCAGCGACGGCACCGUCCGCUGCUGUCCGAAGGGCAUGGCCUAUGACGGCAGGGUGUGCGCCUCAGCGCCGGGCGAUGAUGGCAAGUGUCCCGAUGGAGAACCCGCUCUUCACGGCCGCUGCACGAAGCAGACCAAUCCCCCACCCGUCUGUCCCCCGGAGUACAAGCUGGACAAAACCCAGUGUAUCCUGCAGGUGGUGCCCCGGUGCCCCGAUGAGACCCAGCAUGAAGACGGCCAGUGCGUCAAGAAAGUCUCCCGAAAGUGCCCGGACAACGGCGUCUUAGUGGGCAACGACUGCGUCUACCGGGAGAAACCGGUGUGUCCACCGAACACGCGGCAGGAUGGUGACCUGUGCGUCGCGGUCGAGACCCCCGGCUGCAAGGACAACGCCAAAUGGGACGGACAGCGCUGCGUGCUGACGACCGUCGGGCAGUGCGACAAGGGCGUACUCAAGGGGGAGGACUGCAUCACAACAACGCAGCCGCGCUGCCCGGACGACACGACCUUUGACGGCGGCAAGUGCAUCUCCCCCAAGGGGCCCAGCUGCCCCAACAACGCCGUCCCCAGCAAGGAGGGCUGGUGCAUCAUCAGCCGGCCCCCAGUCUGCCCGGACGUUAAGACCCGGCUGCAGAACGGCCAGUGCAUCCACGACAGUCUCCGCUGCCCGGGCGACCAGAAACUGGUCGACGGCCGCUGUGAAUCGCUCGAGCAGCCCCACUGCCCGGACGACUUCGUCUUCCGCUACGGUAAGUGCCUCCGGACCGGCGAGCGGCGCUGCCCGACGGGCUACACCGCGCAGAACGGCGAGUGUAUCUCGACUACGCCACCGCACUGUGACGGCAACACGACCUACAACGGCAAGUACUGCUACGGCGGGCCCGCGGGCUGCCCGCCCAACACUCACGUGGACAACGGAUACUGCGUGUCCAACGUCGAGCCCGGGUGCAAGGACGGUUUCAAGUUCGACGGGACGCACUGCGUGGCGUAUGGUUCGCCGCGCUGCCCCGACGGGACUAAGCUGGAUGAGACCGGCCACGAGUGUGUCCUGGUGACGGAACCCGGAUGCCCAGACGGGGAGGUUUUCAAUGGCAAGCAUUGCGCUUUGGCGACCGGGCAAUGCAUUGACUUCCAGUUCUGCUCCACCAAGGGU
This is a messenger RNA of Aspergillus homomorphus CBS 101889, 1968 nucleotides long. RefSeq lists its product as uncharacterized. The record is from RefSeq and is a predicted model, not a curated record. NCBI's taxonomy places the organism in Eukaryota, Fungi, Ascomycota, Eurotiomycetes, Eurotiales, Aspergillaceae. The transcript has a single exon. The annotation marks the transcript as partial.